GUUUCACCGCUUACCAAAUCCACUGCGCACGCCUUGGUCUGAAUGGAUUGCUCCACCUUGAAAUGCAGAGCGCCACCCAGCCGCAGUACCGCUCAUUUGGUGCAGGGCAGCAGGGCCGUUGGCGGCUGGAGUUUGAUUCGGGAGAGGCCUUCCAGCCUGACCUGCCGAUUUGUCACCUUGUCACCUUGUACUCCGGCCCCUACAAGUUCCGAAACCCGCUUCCACCUGCUGGGUCGUGCAACGUCAAGCUCCCUCCAGCUCCCAGCUAUAAAGGGGCCUUUGCCCACGCCAGAGCUUGGCUGGUUUUUGAUUCUUGCCAUCACCACAUCAGUCCCAGUCCUACCCAAUUACCAUUCUCGCUUUCUGCCUACUAGACUUGACUCUUGCCUAGCUACCUAGCCUCGCACACAGACACUAUGAGCAGCAACGCCAUCACCAAGGUCGCCUUGGCCGGUGCCGCGGGCAAUCUCGGCUCCGUCAUUCUCAAGCAGCUCCUCGCGGACGGCUUCAAAGUCACAGUGCUCACCCGCGAGGGUAGCACCCACACCUUUCCCGUCUCCGUCACUGUCGCACACGUCGAUUACGACUCAGUCGACUCCCUCGCCAAGGCCCUGAAGGGCCAAGACGCCGUUGUGGCGUCGGUCGGCAACGCAGCGCUGCACAAGCAGCAGGUGGCACUCGUCGAGGCGGCCGCAAAGGCGGGCGUCAAGCGCUUCAUCCCCUCCGACUUUGGGUCGAACACGGUCCACCCCAAGGCCGCCGCGCUGCCCGCCUACGCCAGCAAGGUGGCGGUGCAGAAGCUGCUCCAGGAGAAGGCGGCGGCCGACCCCAACUUCACCUACACGGUCGUCAUCAACGGGCCGUUCCUCGACUGGGGCGUGCAGGUGGGCUUCCUGAUCAACCUCAAAAAGAAGCAGGUGACGCUGUACGACGGCGGCGACCGCCACUACAGCGUCACCACGCUGGGCGGCAUCGCCAAGGGCGUCGCCGGCGUCCUCAAGAAGCCUGCCGAGACGGCCAACCGACCGGUCUACAUCCAAGAGACGACCGUCAGCCAGCGCAGGCUCUACGAGCUGGCCCAGAAGACCACGGGCGGGCCCGACGGCUGGACCGUGCAGGAAGCGAACACGGCGGACAUCCUGGCGCUGGCCGAGGCCGAGAAGGCCAAGGACCCGCACUCGUUCAAGUUCAUCAUCGUCGCAGUCUACGCCGACGGCUACGGGUCGCUGUUCGACAAGGAGAAGCUGGACAACGAGCUGCUGGGCGUCAAGGAGCUGACCGACGAGGAGGUGCAGGAGAUAGUCGACCGCGCUGCCUAGAGAGGGUGGUGGUUGAGCUGGGCCGAGCAGACUACUCGCCGAGUUGUGUCGAGGGGGCUUGGUUGGGCUGAAUAGGACGGUUUCGACUCACACGUGUAGUCACCAUGCGGAUUGCACUAGACCUAAUCAAACCAAUGGAUCAUAGAAACUUUUUCUUG
Molecule: messenger RNA, 1477 nt
Organism: Lasiosphaeria miniovina
Lineage: Eukaryota; Fungi; Ascomycota; Sordariomycetes; Sordariales; Lasiosphaeriaceae
Exons: 2
Coding region: 417-1319 (300 amino acids)
Molecular function (GO): oxidoreductase activity
Source: RefSeq, a predicted model, not a curated record